Molecule: messenger RNA, 1164 nt
Organism: Eucalyptus grandis
Lineage: Eukaryota; Viridiplantae; Streptophyta; Magnoliopsida; Myrtales; Myrtaceae
Product: mannan endo-1,4-beta-mannosidase 4
Exons: 6
Coding region: 43-1164 (373 amino acids)
Molecular function (GO): hydrolase activity, hydrolyzing O-glycosyl compounds
Source: RefSeq, a predicted model, not a curated record
AAUGGGAAGCCGCUGUACUUGAACGGGUUCAACGCGUACUGGAUGAUGUACAUGGCGUCGGACCCGUCCACCCGGGACAAGGUUGCAAGCGUGUUCCAGGAGGCUGCCAAGAACGGCAUGAACAUGGCCAGGACUUGGGCCUUCAGCGACGGCGUCAACCGGGCCCUCCAGAUCUCUCCAGGCGUCUACAACGAGGACAUGUUCAAGGGAUUGGACUUUGUGGUAUCGGAAGCUCGGAGAAAUGGAGUGUAUCUGAUAGUGAGCUUAGUGAACAACUGGAAUGAGUUUGGAGGAAAGAAUCAGUAUGUGCGGUGGGCUCGGGACAGUGGACAGUCCUUGAACAAUGAUGAUGAGUUCUUCACUAACUCAGUCACCAGGGGAUAUUACAAGAAUCAUGUCAAGGCAGUGCUGACAAGAAUGAACACUGUAACGGGAGUGGCGUACAAGGACGAUCCUACCAUCUUUGCAUGGGAACUCAUGAACGAGCCUCAAUGCAAGUCUGAUCCCUCUGGCAAAUCUCUUCAGGACUGGGUGAGCGAAAUGGCGGCAUACCUAAAGUCAAUCGACAGUAAUCAUAUGCUGGAAGUUGGACUCGAAGGGUUCUAUGGGCAAUCGGUUCCGGGGAAGCAGCAGAACAAUCCUGGCAGUGUGCUUGUCGGGACUGAUUUCAUGUCCAACAACCAAGUCCCCCAGGUGGACUUCGCCACGAUACACUUGUACCCCGAUCAAUGGUUGCCUAGUGCAAGUGAGGAGGAGCAAGUUGCAUUUGCAGACAAGUGGGUUCAAGUCCACAUUCAAGACUCCAACGCCAUUCUAAAGAAGCCGAUCAUACUCGGCGAAUUCGGCAAGUCGUCGAAUUCAUCGGGUUACAGCGUAGAAAAGAGGGACAGCUAUUUCGGGAGGCUGUACGACGCAAUCUACACAAGUGCAAGCAACCAAGGGUCGGGUGCCGGUGCACUCUUUUGGCAACUGUUUGUUCAAGACAUGGAUAGCUUCGGCGAUGGGUACGUAGUCAUAUUGAAGCAGAGCCCUUCUACAGCUAGUGUCAUCGCGCGACAGUCUCGCAGGAUGUCGUCCAUUCAGUCAAUUUAUGCAAAAAUUACUGACAUGGAAGCUGGUUAUCUACAUGGGACGACCGACUUUAACAUUGAUAUUUCUAUAUAA